AAGUUAUACUUGCUACUACUGAAAAAACUCGUCAAUAGUUUUUCCAAUUAAAUGCUUUUAAGCACUAUACUAGUCUUAAUUAACUUCAACAAAUAAUGGAUCCCAAAUUCUACAUAUAAAUUUUUACUUUUUCAACAAGGUAAUACGGGCCCAAUAGAAAAUGAUGCGGAGGUGUGUGAAGAAUGACACGUGAACGAUGUGUGCUCACACAUGCAAGCUCCCUAUUCAGCCGUCCGUCACGUGUCCUUCAUUUAGUCCCCACCGCUCACGCUUUUUAAGGUUAACUCUUUGUUUCUUCUAGACGAAGUAAGCUUUGUCUCGUCGGAAUCUGAUGGAGGAGAAGAAGAAGAAAGGCGAUGAUGAAUCGAACUCGAAAGCACCGUUAAUGGCGUUGAACCAUGUGUCAAGGCUUUGCAAAGACGUCAAAAAGUCUCUGGAGUUUUACACAAAGGUAUUAGGAUUCGUGGAGAUAGAGCGUCCAGCGUCGUUUGACUUCAACGGCGCGUGGCUUUUUAACUACGGUGUUGGGAUCCAUUUGGUGCAAGCCAAGGACCAAGACAAGUUACCUUCCGACACGAACCAUUUGGACCCAAUGGAUAACCACAUCUCUUUCCAGUGUGAAGAUAUGGAAGCUUUGGAAAAGAGGAUCAAGGAGGUGAAGGUUAAGUACAUCAAGAGGACGGUGGGUGAUGAGAAAGAUGCAGCCAUCGACCAGCUCUUCUUCAAUGACCCUGACGGCUUUAUGGUCGAGAUCUGUAACUGCGAGAAUCUCGAGCUUGUUCCGCGCCAUUCAGCCGAUGCCAUACACCUCCCAGAAGACCGACACGCACCUCCUGUUACCCUCCCUGACUCCGACGAUAGGAUGCCCCAACCCAAUUCUUAAUACUAUUAGACUCGUCUCGUCUCGUCUCUACUUAGUACUGUGUUGUGUGCUCAGCUACCACUCUAUUAAUUAAUGUUUGUUUGGGACACCAAUUCCUUCCAACCAUGAGUCAUUUUGGUUUUAGUUUAGAUUCAGUUUGGUUCGGUUUUAAUAAACCUCUGGCUGAACUCUUAACCAAAGUUAUUUUGCUUUGGUUUGGUUUUACUUUGGUUCGGAUUCUAUUUGGUUAAGCUUGUUUGUGUUUGUUCCAAAAAAACGUGAACCAAUUCUACCGUUUUUUUCA
Messenger RNA from Arabidopsis lyrata subsp. lyrata, 1166 nucleotides. RefSeq names its product lactoylglutathione lyase. The transcript has a single exon. The coding region runs from base 332 to 883 and encodes 183 amino acids. The record is from RefSeq and is a predicted model, not a curated record. NCBI's taxonomy places the organism in Eukaryota, Viridiplantae, Streptophyta, Magnoliopsida, Brassicales, Brassicaceae.